AUGUCGCAAAUUCGUAGUGGGGUUUCCCAGGUCUUGGCAUUCUCAACCUUCCUGCAAAGCACAGUAGAACACGAAAAGUCUCGCCAUCCGAAUGUGCUUCCCGGAGUCGUGUCCGAUAUUCUACUGGUCCUCCUCCGCCUUCUUGCACCGAACGUUCUUUCCAACGACAAUGCGGUUCUCGUAUGUAUGCAUCCUGACAUGAAUCACAUGAUAUGCAUUUGA
This is a messenger RNA of Pseudocercospora fijiensis CIRAD86, 222 nucleotides long. RefSeq lists its product as uncharacterized. The coding region runs from base 1 to 222 and encodes 73 amino acids. The transcript is spliced from 3 exons. The record is from RefSeq and is a predicted model, not a curated record. Lineage: Eukaryota; Fungi; Ascomycota; Dothideomycetes; Mycosphaerellales; Mycosphaerellaceae.